ACCCGUACCCAGUGUGACUAGUUGUGUGUGUAUGCAGUGUUGCACGGAACAGAGAGCUAGUUAGUUAAAAGUGCGUUUCUGUGCAUACUGCUUACUAUCUUUCCGCCCUGAGUAUGCUACCUGCAGCUAGAUUAUUGGAUUUUAUAAGGAGGUGCAGCGGAGUGAGGGGGCAGUAUGGAGCCUCCCCACGUACCUCCUCUCUGAUUGGCCAGCAGCCUGCAUGUGCCCUGCUGCGGGAGUAUUGCCAGAAAGUUGCAGAUGCUGUCAAUAUGAGGCCAUUGGAAGGUGUGAAAAUCUUGGAUUUAACAAGGGUACUUGCUGGACCAUUUGCAACAAUGAUUCUUGGAGACCUUGGAGCUGAAGUUAUCAAAGUAGAAAGGCCUGGUUCUGGUGAUGAUACAAGAUCCUGGGGACCUCCGUUUAUAGGAACAGAAAGUGCUUAUUUUCUCAGUGUCAACAGAAAUAAGAAGAGUAUAGCUGUCAAUAUGAAAGAUCCAAAUGGGACCAAAAUUAUUCAAGAGCUUGCAAAAUCAUGUGACGUUUUCAUCGAAAAUUACAUUCCUGGCAAACUUGCUGAAAUGAACUUGGGUUAUGAAGACAUCAAUAAAAUAGCACCUCAUAUUAUUUACUGCUCCAUAACAGGUUACGGUCAAACAGGUCCCUUAUAUCAGAGAGCUGGGUAUGAUGCCAUUGCUUGUGCUAUGUCUGGACUUAUGUAUAUCACAGGAUCAGAGGAUGGAGAACCUGUGCGCCCGGGUGUGGCAAUGACUGAUCUUGCUACUGGAUUGUAUGCUCACGGUGCCAUCAUGGCUGGCUUACUUCAGAGACAUAAAACAGGGAGGGGCAUGCAUAUUGACUGCAAUCUACUCUCCUCUCAGGUAGCUUGUCUUAGUCAUGUAGCAGCAAAUUUCCUGAAUGGAGGAAUUGAAGCAAAGCGUUGGGGAACUGCCCAUGGAAGCAUCGUUCCUUAUCAGUCAUUUAAAUCGAAGGAUGGUUACCUUGUAAUUGGGGCAGGCAAUGACCAACAGUUUUCCACUGUUUGCAAGAUCCUGAGUUUGCUUGAGCUGACUAAUGAAUCCAAGUUUAAGACUAACAAACUGAGAGUACAGCACAGAAAAGAACUAAUUAGGAUUUUAGCUGCAAGGUUCUCAGAAAAAACAACCACUGAAUGGCUGCAACUCUUUGAAGGCAGUGGUGUGCCAUAUGGUCCAAUCAACAGUAUAAAAGAAGUAUUUUCUGAACCUCAGGUCAGGCUUUGA
Bombina bombina (fire-bellied toad) is the source of this 1259-nucleotide messenger RNA. RefSeq names its product succinyl-CoA:glutarate-CoA transferase (gene SUGCT). The transcript has 12 exons. The record is from RefSeq and is a predicted model, not a curated record. NCBI's taxonomy places the organism in Eukaryota, Metazoa, Chordata, Amphibia, Anura, Bombinatoridae. Gene Ontology annotation, molecular function: catalytic activity. Bases 114 to 1259 code for a protein of 381 amino acids.